Messenger RNA from Ipomoea triloba (trilobed morning glory), 1474 nucleotides. Its product is annotated as probable protein phosphatase 2C 24. The coding region runs from base 98 to 1270 and encodes 390 amino acids. The transcript is spliced from 3 exons. NCBI's taxonomy places the organism in Eukaryota, Viridiplantae, Streptophyta, Magnoliopsida, Solanales, Convolvulaceae. Gene Ontology annotation, molecular function: cation binding; protein serine/threonine phosphatase activity. Gene Ontology annotation, biological process: protein dephosphorylation. Gene Ontology annotation, cellular component: nucleus; cytosol. The record is from RefSeq and is a predicted model, not a curated record.
UCUCUCUGGGCUCGUGUUUUUAUAUAUUUUGGCCUUCAAAAUUUGGUUGAUCGUGUGUUGAUUGAUCGGCGUGUGUUGCUAACGAGCGAGGUGGUGGAUGGCGGAGAUUUGCUGCGGUUUGGUGAACGAGAGCGAGGCGUCGCCGCCGUGCGAGUCGAGCUCUCGGUCGGCUAGGAGGAGGAGGCUGGAGAUCAGGAGGAUUAAGUUCGUUCCCGGAGUUACUCCGUUGGAGGCCGAGAACGGAGUGAAGCGUCCUCGGUUUGAGCUGUGUUCCGCGGGCUCGAUUCCGCGGUUGUGCGAUAACGCGGUGGAUAGUUGCGACGGCUCCGAGGCUGAAGUGGCGGUUGAGAGUGGACACAGGAAAAUUCUUUUGCCGGCCGGGCUUCCGAAAUACGGCAUGGCUUCUGUCUGUGGACGGAGGCGGGACAUGGAAGAUGCGGUUGCGGUUCAUCCGUGGUUUUGCCGCAUGGAUCGGGAAAAUAACAACGAAUUGCACUACUUCGCAGUGUACGACGGCCAUGGAUGCUCUCAUGUAGCGAUGAAGUGUAAAGAGCGGUUACACGAGCUCGUGAAAGAAGAGCUGGAAAAGAAAGAAGCCAGCGCCGACUGGAAACAAGCGAUGGAGCAGAGCUUCAGUCGCAUGGACAAGGAGGCGAUUGCCUGGAACGAGAGCGUCGUUCGCGGCAGUUGCCGGUGCGAGCUUCAAACGCCGGAGUGCGACGCCGUUGGAUCGACCGCCGUCGUCGCAAUUGUAACUCCAGACAAAAUAAUCGUCGCCAAUUGCGGCGAUUCCAGGGCCGUCCUUUGCCGGAACGGCAAGGCCAUUCCCCUCUCUAACGAUCACAAGCCGGAUCGCCCCGAUGAGUUGAACCGGAUCCAGGAAGCAGGGGGGCGGGUCAUAUACUGGGAAGGUCCUAGGGUUCUCGGAGUUCUAUCCAUGUCGAGAGCUAUAGGCGAUAACUAUUUGAAGCCGUACGUGAUAUGUGAGCCGGAGGUGACAAUCACCGACCGUACACCGGAAGAUGACUGUUUAAUUCUGGGGAGCGACGGGCUCUGGGACGUGGUGUCCAACGACACUGCAUGCGGAGUGGCACGGAUGUGCCUGAACGGGAAGAGGCGGCGGCCUAGCUCGCCGGAGAAGGACGUCGGGGUAGAUAAUUCCGACAAGGUCUGCUCCGAUGCGUCGAUGCUAUUGACGAAAUUGGCCCUGGCGAGGCGGAGCUCCGACAACGUGAGUGUAGUCGUGGUGGAUUUGAAAAAGGCCACGUAAACCCGCGGCUACGUCAUAUCAUUUCCUUAUUAGAUCAUAUCCUUCUUCUAAUGUCUAAUGAAAUCUUGUAAUCCAUCCCGUGUCGUCUGAUCUAAUCUGAUACUGUUAAUUAUUAAUUAAUUAUUAAGGUUGAUUAGAGUGUCAUAGGUUGAAAUCUUCCGAUUUUGAAUAUUUUCGAAACAAAGAUUUGGAUUUGGAUUUGAA